UCGCAUUCCACGCGCCAACUAUGUUGUGACGCAAUAUCCGCUUUAAUAUUUCUUGCUGCGAGUUUGACCCGCCAUUUUGUUACGCUCUACGCUCUGUUGUCUAUAAUUUUCAAUAGAUCGUCUUUAUGGCAAGAUUUUCCGGGAGGCAUAAUUAUGUAUGAAGUGUUUUAAGAUGGAUUCUUGGUCGAAUUUGUGUCGAUGCUGUCUGUCGCCCGAAACAGAUGUGUCACUUUUGAAUGACAACGAAAACUAUAAAGAGCAGUUUUCGGAAAUCACGAGCAUUGAGGUAAAGCAUGACGAUGGAUUACCACAUAACUUGUGUAACAAUUGUUAUUCACUUAUGAUAUCAGCAUAUGAAUUUAGGUCACAGUGUAUAAAAGUAGACAAAGAAUUGAAAAUUCAGCUGGAAACACCUGAAAUUGAUCAAAAACUUAAUAAGAAUUUUUCACAAAUAGAACAUUCAGAAAAAGUAAAAAUAACUUCUGAUAUGACUAUGGAUGACAUCACAAUCAUGAAGGAAAUAGAAAAUUUAAUAAAACAGGAGCCCAGUGACGAUAGUGAUGAUGAUACAUACUAUGUGGUUGUUGUCAAUGAUCCCAAUGAAAACAAAGAUACUGCAGCUUAUAACGAAGAGCCAAUGGAAUCCAACAGUCAGCAGGAUGAGAACUUUGAAGAGCAAGCAACAGAAGUGGUUGACAAAAACAAUUUAGUAGAAUUCCAGAAGAACACUCAUAUCACUCCAUUUGAAAAUCAAAUUAAAUCAUUUCUUGUGUCAAACCCUAAAAUUUCCUUGAACGUACCAGCUACAAUACUGGAAAAUGAAGAGGGUCAAGAUAUGAAUGAUAAUUUAGAUAGCAUUAUUAUGGAUGUUAAUGACGUAAGUCAACCAUCUCAAGAGCAAAAUCUUUUAAUAAACGAAGAAUCAGAUAGUCAAUAUACUAUAACGCCUGACAUGCUUCAUAAUUUGCAGAGUAAAAAUUACCUUAAAAUUCUCACACCUUCUGGUGCUGAAAGGACUAUACUUCUAAAGGGUGAUGAUGGUAUUAAGUACUUGUCAGAUCCUCACAUGAAAAUGGAAGAGGAUUCUGUGCCUGAAGAGGUGAUCUUUUAUGAAGGUGACGAAUCUGAUCUCCAAAUAUUGAAAUGUGAUGCUUCUGAAUUAAUUAUAGAGUAUGCCGAUGACAGUAAUAUUGCGACAGUGAUACAGAGGGACGAUGGUACAUUCCUUUGUGAGUGUGGUGAACAUUUUGAGGACUUGAGCCAGUAUCAGAAUCAUCAAUUGAAACAUAACUCUGAAGAAUAUUUGUGUAAUUUGUGUGGCAAGGGAUUCGAGACAGGUGAGAUUCUUGCUGGGCAUAUGCUAUUGCACAGCACAACAGGAUUCUAUGUUGCAUGUCCAUUCUGUGACCAGGAUGUCAAAAGAAAUACUCUGACUCAACAUAUAAAAUACACUCACAACAGUAAACCACAAUGCAAUUUGUGCCACAAAACAUUUGCAAAUCAAAAUAAUCUCAAACGUCAUAUGAUGAUACACAGCGGUAUUAAAGAAUUUGAAUGUGACAUUUGCCAUAAGAGAUUCCAUCAAAAGAUCACAAUGCAAACACACAGACUGACGCACAUUAAUCCAUUUACAUGCUAUCAAUGUGGUAUCAAAUUUGAUAGUAAACUUUCACUAGCAACACACAAAGGAAGUGAUGAUUGUCACAAAUUGAGGAAAUCAAAGGUUAAAGAAGAAUUGAUGAAGACAGUCAAACAAGAAAUAAUGACUAACGCAGGCAAGCUGUUGGGGUAUGCGUGUUCACUGUGCAAGAAGAUGUUUUCUGUUGAAUCAGCAUUGGACCAACACGUUGAAAGUAAACACCUACAGGACAGCGAUGAUGGUAGUGCAGAAGGGAAAUUUAAAAAGAACUUGAAAAGGUUUGAUUGUAUGAUUUGUGGCAAAGGCUGUGCGAGCCAAGCAAUGUUAAUUAUGCACGAACGUGUCCACACUAAUGAGCGGCCAUUUCCCUGUCAGCUGUGCUCAUUGAGAUUCAAGACUAGAACACAUUUGAGAACACAUCAGUUAACCCACACUAGGGAAAAGAAGUUUGGUUGUUCAGUUUGCAUGAAAUUCUUUGCAUUGAAAGGAAAUCUGGUAGUUCAUUUAAGGACACACACUGGAGAGCGGCCAUACGUUUGUACAAUUUGUGGUGAGGCCUAUAUUGAUUCGAAAUAUCUCAAAAAGCACAAACUAAAGAAGCAUGCAAUAGAAAAUGUACCAUGGAACAAGUAUGAAUGAGUUCAUAAAUGAAUAUUGAUACAAAAUACUUGAUAAAUAAAAACCAUUUUUUUAUUUAUCAAGCAUUUUAGCAAUAGCUCUUUAUUAUAAUAUAAUUAAUAAUUAAGACUGAGAAGGUGUUUUUUUUGUUAGCUAGAUUAAUCAGUUUUAUUUUUUAAGUUUUACAGCUAGCUCUAGAACUUGUAAAUUUUGUUCUUCUGUAUAAUAUUAUGUGCUACCUUACUUUUAUUUACUAUAUUAUACCAUUACUGACUUGGAACUUAAAUGACAAUGAGCAUCAUCAGUGUUAAAGUUAUAAAUAAAUUGAAAUAGAGUUAACUUCAUCAUUAUUUUACUUCCUACUAGUUAUUUUUUUAGGGCAAAGCCCUCAAAUGUUUUUAAUUAAUGUAAUAGGUAUACUUAAGAAAAAGUAAAAUAAAGUUAAAAGCGGUA
Molecule: messenger RNA, 2710 nt
Organism: Bicyclus anynana (squinting bush brown)
Lineage: Eukaryota; Metazoa; Arthropoda; Insecta; Lepidoptera; Nymphalidae
Product: zinc finger protein 33B
Exons: 3
Coding region: 158-2278 (706 amino acids)
Biological process (GO): regulation of transcription by RNA polymerase II
Cellular component (GO): nucleus
Molecular function (GO): zinc ion binding; DNA-binding transcription factor activity; RNA polymerase II cis-regulatory region sequence-specific DNA binding
Source: RefSeq, a predicted model, not a curated record